AUGGACCCCCCCGCUGCCAAGAAGCGCGCUCUCGACGGCGCGGAGGACGCGCAGCGCGUGGAAUCCAUAUGCGUCGAGAAAUUCUUCGACGCAAGGGAAAAGGAGGUCAUCACGCUUCAAGCUCUCUUGACCAAAGCUGGUCGAAAUAGCGACAACAGCCGAAAAAAAUUCUGUGCGUUUCAACUUCUUCCCCGCCACCUCCGUAGAAGGGCUAUGAGCCACAACCCCUACCUCGUCCCUUCCCCGCUCCGAGGUUUGGCACUCAAACAGAGCCGAGCCAACCAGCCCGGCUCCGCCAAGCAAGUCAGGCGCCGACGUUCUCGACGUUCGAAACGCAAGGCGUCGUGGCUCGAAACGCAUUUGUGGCACGCAAAAAGGUUCAAAAUGGGACGUCACGGAAAAUACGUCAUCCCGCUGAAAUCUUCCAGCCGUUCUAGAAGAGCUGCGUAUCGAGACUCAAAGAGCCAUUCUGUCAUAUGGGACAGCUCUUUCUUCCAGCUUCUCUCCGUUAGAGGAACCGAACAAAAUCUCGCGUCGCUCUUCUCGUCUCUCAAUGUCAAUUCGGAAGCCGUCCUCGCCAGCCACAAAUUUUAUCACCGCGUUGCUUUCUAUCGAAAAUCCACCAGCAAUUCCAAUUUGUGGGUCCCGAUCGCGCCUGUGUUUCUUCACGGACGCCGACUCCCAUCGCAAUGCCUGGAGUUCUGGAUCUGGGUGGACGCGCUGGCCCUCGAAGACGUCAAAGACGCCAUCCUUCAAAACGCGACCAACAUUGACUUAUCUGACUUCGUUGAACAGUGGAAUCGGUACGAACUCAUCGGACCUCAAUCCUCUCGCAUUCUCCAAAAGAUUCUGUCCCCUGUAUUGCCCGAAUCCGUCCAACUGUGGCAAAAACUCCUCUCCGGACGACCUUCUUCAGCGCCAAACAACGUCUGUCUAAUCUGCCAAGUCCGCGAUCCUCGACUUCUUUCCCCCUCCGACCCGCCACCCCCGUCGAACUCGGGCCUCCUGUCGCUCCAAGAGCUGUUCCAACACCCCCUCUGGCAACUCCACGACUCCGCCCCCACGUGGGACGUCGACCGACUGGCUCUAGAGGGCCUCUGUCGGCUCAAAGAGCACCAAAUCAACGCCCGAAACAAAACCAACCAAGACGUCCUCUCGAGCAGCUGCUGGACCGUCCUGGCCCGCCUACCUCCGGAAAACCGGGAACGCGUCCAAGACGCCUGGGUCCUUCACGUCCCCAAAACGUGGGGACUCGUCUUCUGGAAAUGCUGCGUCUUGAACGGCUGUCGACCAAUCGGCUACGACGAACGACUGGACCUGAUGCUCAGCUCGGACCAACUCCGAUUUCCCCACGACUACCCCGGCACCCCCGCUCACGAAGUGUACCAAAAAAACCUCGGAGAAAAAUUGAACAUGGCCUGGCUGUCAAAGCCACCCGCAAAACGCGUCAACUACGCCAAACUGUCUGUCUCGUCCCCCUUCACCUGUCCGUGGCACGAACUCGCCGGCCCAGCGUUCGAUGGCACGCUCUCUAUCACCAACACCAUACCCUCUCAACUGUACGGCACGAACACUCGAAAAAACCCCCUUCAACUCGUUUGCGCGCUUCUGCGACUGCCCAAAGGAGGCUCAGUCAUCACCUACAACGCAAGAGUCUACGACGACCAGGACCACCUGCUCGGCUUCGUCACCAGCGGCCACUACUCCUACGCCUGGGGCAUGGCCACCGCCAUCGCGUUCUGCAGAGCAGACCGAAUAAAAGACCUGUUUCGCGAAAAACAGACAACCGUCCUUGUAAAAAACGCAUCUUCGCAAUUCGCCCACUCCGCACACAUAACGCUCCACCCCUCCUCAACUCUCUCGAGCUGAAACGCCACGCUCCCCACCCGCUCCAAACGCCAACUCGAAUGAGCCCUUCGGCCUCGCCGCCCGAACAAACGACGCUCCCUCAAAAGACCGACAGCAACCAAGUCAACAAAAAUGUACCCUAAAACACAAACGGUCAACCCCCUCCAGAGCGUGCCAACUCCGAGGCCCCAAGCCGCGUCCGCCUCCUCCCAACCACGCAAAAACGCAGGGCCCGUCGCGCACGGCGCCCAACGCGCCUCUCCCACGACUCUCAACUUCGUCGAAAGAACGCCCGCCAGACGGGGAGCCCCCCCUGCGCCUCUCUCUCUUCCCCUGUACAAAGACACUCUCAACCGAAUGUAAACCACCGCUUGC
Schistocerca gregaria is the source of this 2223-nucleotide messenger RNA. Its product is annotated as ribonucleases P/MRP protein subunit POP1-like. NCBI's taxonomy places the organism in Eukaryota, Metazoa, Arthropoda, Insecta, Orthoptera, Acrididae. Gene Ontology annotation, cellular component: nucleolar ribonuclease P complex; ribonuclease MRP complex. The coding region runs from base 1 to 1869 and encodes 622 amino acids. Gene Ontology annotation, biological process: tRNA 5'-leader removal. The record is from RefSeq and is a predicted model, not a curated record. The transcript has a single exon.